This is a messenger RNA of Penicillium pulvis, 1572 nucleotides long. RefSeq lists its product as uncharacterized. NCBI's taxonomy places the organism in Eukaryota, Fungi, Ascomycota, Eurotiomycetes, Eurotiales, Aspergillaceae. The transcript has 3 exons. Bases 1 to 1572 code for a protein of 523 amino acids. The record is from RefSeq and is a predicted model, not a curated record.
AUGGCCACGUUUUCCGCCCUGACAGCGGGUCUGGUCAAGACCAAUUCGCCGGAUGAACUCCUUCCGGGAGAAGCAUUUGUGGUCCGGUUCAAGAACCCCUGCCGAAAAUACAGAACGGACAUCUGGAUCGCAGUCAUCUUGACCGAGGAGCUCGGGCCUGGCAAGCACCUCAGCGGUCGCAUGAAAGGCGCCAAGGGCGCCGAUGGCACUUGGGACACCCCUGCAAAUGAGCGGGUUUACCCAGUCUAUAUGCCCGGGCGCAACAGCUACCGCUGGGCGCACGUCAAGGACCUUUUCAAGCUCCUUGGCCAAGUCCCACCAACCUUUGGCUAUGCCAGUACCCGCGGCGAUGCAGAUCUCUUUCGGAAGCUGCAGAGAAUUGCUCUCAAGGGCCCGGGUUGCCGGUUCUGGGAGUCCAUGGCCGAGAAGGAGAUGACCGUUAAGGGGAAGAGGAGCAGGGAGCUAUCCCUGAUCCUACCGGAUGGAUAUGAAAACAUCCUUUUGGGUGCUAAGGACUUUCCGGAAUUUACUCCGACUGGCAGGGGAACCGGUCAUAGAUCCACUCCUAGCACUGCUGAUACGAGCUUCUCCAUGCCACCAUUGUCCAAGACACACGCGUACACGACCUCGCUCUCGGUAGCAAGAGCACUUGAUGCCACAGGAAAGAGCAAGGCGCCUGCUAAUGGGGUCGACGGCAUCACGUACCUCAGCUUCCCGGGAGAAAACUUUACUUUCAGCUAUACCCAUCCAUCGUCUUCUUUUACAACCGACGGCGCUGGCUCUGCAUCGGGCGACCACUCCAUCUCCACUUUUUCCCAGGCACGGCAGGGAAUUCAGGUCAAAGUAGAGGAUGGAGCUGAGACUGGUAGAACGAGCAUCAGUGUCCUGCAGCUGAGUCUACAGGCUUCAAUCAGGUCGUGGGCAGUGGGAAACCCCGAGGCAGAAGAGAUCCAGUCGUUGUUCAACCACAUUGUUCAGCUUCCAACUCAACCAGCAUUCACACAGAUCAAGUCUUUUUAUCUGAACUCUGAAUUCAACCCUCGCCUGGUGCAGGUUAACACACCGGCGGAUAGUGACAAUCGUGCGGUAGGUAACCAGGAGGUAAAUCCCGAGUUCGAAGUCGGUGAUAUCAAUGGUCUCGGCCGACACUGGCAACUGCAAGACAUCCGCACUUCGGAUGAUCUUUGCGAGGCAAUUCUCUCUCUCGGACAAUUGUAUACCUACGCUCGUCGUCUGAACAUGGAUGAACUGAUCAGAAUGAUCACAUUCAAGCUGCAAGUCGCCUGGAAUUCUUACCCAGGCCUUUGUCAACUUGAACCCCUGCUCAGUAUUAUCUCGAUGGUAUACAUGGCUGAGAAGGACCAUCUGCAAGAGUGGAUCAUUAAGUUCAUUGCCGAUGUACAUGAUCUAAUGUUGCUCGCGUGUUCAGUCAAGUACCAGACUGUAAUGCGCGAGAUCCCGAGCUUGUACAAUGCUGUCUCUGAUCUGCGGAUGGAGCUUGUCGCCAAAUCGCCGAAGAAGUACCUGGACCAACGCUGCCUACUCGAGAGCCGUGGAAUUGGUCAGCUUUGA